GUACGCGCACCGGCCGGUGGCGAGUUGACCUGGCGCCAUGCCGUUGCCGUCGCCAACCGGCACUGCACGGGAUGCUUCUCCUUGCCACUCGCGCGAGAGUCAGCUCGCUCCUGGCGGCGAGUUGGCCAUUUUUCUAUCGGCCGACGCGCGCGACGUCGACCACGCUCCGCCCAGUCGCCCACCGCGCACUACAAACCCGCAGCCCGCCUCGCCUCGCGCUCGCUUCCUUGGAUCACUCGCCACCUCCACGCCCCAGCCUGACGCCCCCUGCCAUCCUCCUCCCCGUUUCAACGCCUCCUCCUACUAUUUCUUAACUCGCUCCGGCCGGUCGGAGCGACCCAUCCAUCUCCAUCCAUCCCUCGGCAAUGGACAAGGCGUUGGCGGGCAUGGCGGACGCGCCGGGGGCGGCGCCGCCGCCGUACGUCAGCCCGUCGGCGGCGUUCCCCAUCGCGAUCGUCAUCGCCAUCGGCUUCAUGGUCACCUCCGUCAUCCUCGUCAGCUACUACCUGCUCGUCGUCCGCUGCUGGCUCCGCGCCAGCGGCGCCAGCCUGCUCCCGCGCACCCGCCGCGACGAGCUCGUGGACCGCGUCUCCGCCGUCUUCUUCACCGACCACGACGCCGACCAGCUGCCCGGCGGCGUCGACCCGGAGGUCGUCGCCGCGCUCCCCGUCGUCAGGUGCCGGCCGGCCGGGAAGGCGGUCGAGUGCGCCGUGUGCCUGUCCGAGUUCGCGCCCGGGGAGCGGCUCAAGAUGCUGCCGGCCUGCUCCCACGCCUUCCACAUCGACUGCAUCGACACCUGGCUCCACCACAACGUCAGCUGCCCGCUCUGCCGGACCGAGGUCACCGCCGCCGCGGGCAAGGCCUGCUGCGACGACCACGACGCGCUCGCCGCCCGCGACAGGCGCAUCGACGCGGGCCCCUCGGGGCCGGGGGGCUCCUGCCGGUUUCCCACUCCCAAGCAGGGCGUCGCCGUGCAGGAGCCCAUCAGGCGGUCCAUGUCCAUGGACUUCCUGCCGGGCGACCGCGGACGGAAGCCGCGGAAGGAGGCCGAGCUGCCGAGCCACGCCGACGUGGCCGGCAGCAGCAGCAGCGUGGCCGCCACCCCCGCCGGCGUGGGCGAGACGAGCGGGCGGUUCCGGCGGCUCAUGUCGUCGUUCGGGCUCGGGCGGAGCUCGCGGAGCACGGUGCUGCCCAUCCACCUCGACCCAUGAACCCAUCAUGGCACACACGAUCUCGAGCGGCCGGUUCGUACGUGAUCGACGCUUUUGUGGUUGAUUAAACUCCCCGCUUGCCUGCCUGCCUAAUGUAGCUGAGGAUGGAUGUACGGAUUACUGUUCUGUGUUCAUGCAAGCAAUGUACAGCCCGUGGUAGGAGACUGCUAGUAGUUUUUGGAUGAAUUCCGCCAUCAUUC
Messenger RNA from Triticum urartu, 1411 nucleotides. Its product is annotated as RING-H2 finger protein ATL2. The record is from RefSeq and is a predicted model, not a curated record. Lineage: Eukaryota; Viridiplantae; Streptophyta; Magnoliopsida; Poales; Poaceae. Gene Ontology annotation, molecular function: transferase activity; zinc ion binding. Gene Ontology annotation, biological process: DNA repair; protein ubiquitination.